This is a messenger RNA of Nestor notabilis (Kea), 1334 nucleotides long. RefSeq names its product peroxisomal biogenesis factor 3 (gene PEX3). Lineage: Eukaryota; Metazoa; Chordata; Aves; Psittaciformes; Psittacidae. The record is from RefSeq and is a predicted model, not a curated record. Gene Ontology annotation, biological process: protein import into peroxisome membrane. Gene Ontology annotation, cellular component: peroxisomal membrane. Gene Ontology annotation, molecular function: protein-macromolecule adaptor activity. The coding region runs from base 127 to 1038 and encodes 303 amino acids. The transcript has 11 exons.
GGUGUCUAUUUACUGGGAAAAUAUGGGCAGAAGAAAAUAAGAGAAAUCCAAGAGCGGGAGGCAGCUGAAUACAUCGCCCAAGCACGAAGGCAGUACCAUUUUGAAAGUAAUCAGAGGACGUGCAAUAUGACAGUGCUGUCAAUGCUUCCAACAUUGAGGGACGCCUUAAUGCAUCAAUUAAAUUCUGAGAGUCUCACGUCUCUUCUUAAAAAUAGGCCAGCAAACAAGUUAGAGAUAUGGGAGGAUUUAAAGAUAAUAAGUUUCACAAGAAGCAUUGUAGCUGUAUAUAGUACCUGUAUGCUCGUAGUCCUUUUGAGAGUCCAGUUAAAUAUUAUUGGCGGUUACAUCUACCUAGAUAAUGCUGCACUCUGCAAAAAUGGCACAACACCACUGGCUCCCCCUGAAGUUCAGCAGCAAUAUUUAUCAAGUAUUCAGCACCUUCUAGGAGAUGGACUCACUGAGUUGAUAACUAUUGUUAAGCAAGCUGUGCAUAAAGUUUUUGGAAGUAUUUCCCUUAAGCACACCCUAUCUCUUCUGGAACUGGAACAGAAACUUAAAGAUAUCAGGAAUGUAGUAGAACAUAAAGAUUCAGAUCAGACUGCACCUUACUCUCCCUUAUGUCAUUAUCUGAUGCCAGAUGAAGAAAACCCCUUGGCUACACAGGCCUGCGGACUCACAGAAAGAGAUGUUGCUACAAUUAAAUUACUUAAUGAAACCAGAGAUAUGCUAGAAAGUCCAGACUUCAGCACAGUUUUGAGCACGUGUUUAAAUAGAGGAUUCAGUCGACUGCUGGACAAUAUGGCAGAGUUUUUUAGACCUACUGAACAGGACCUCUCUCAGAGUGGCUCUGUAAAUAGUCUUUCCAGCGUCAGUCUUCCUUUAGCCAAGAUAAUUCCAAUAAUCAAUGGACAGAUCCAUUCAGUAUGCAGCGAAACACCCAGUCACUUUGUUCAGGACCUGUUGAUGAUGGAACAAGUGAAAGAUUUUGCUGCUAAUGUUUAUGAAGCUUUUAGUACCCCGCAGCAACUAGAGAAAUGAACUGCACACUCAUAGGGAUAGAUUGUGUAUAUAUAAUAAAUCCCUUGUGACUACUGAUGAGACUUGGGUUAAUUUUGUGAUGGUGUAAGAGUGGCAGACCAGCAGAAAGAACAUGCUGAAAAAAGUGGGAGCGAGCCCAUAUUUGCUCUAAUAGUGUCAGUUGCAAACACCCAUUAAAAACAUUCUUGUUGAAGGAAUCAUUGUAUGUAAAGACUUUUCUAUUUUUAAAAAGUGCUCAAACUCUUCCGUAAUUAAUUUGAUUAUUUUUAUUGCAUCUGAAGGGCAUCGGGUGGCAG